Molecule: messenger RNA, 960 nt
Organism: Chenopodium quinoa (quinoa)
Lineage: Eukaryota; Viridiplantae; Streptophyta; Magnoliopsida; Caryophyllales; Amaranthaceae
Product: ubiquitin-conjugating enzyme E2 variant 1D-like
Exons: 4
Coding region: 194-625 (143 amino acids)
Biological process (GO): DNA damage tolerance; protein K63-linked ubiquitination
Cellular component (GO): nucleus
Source: RefSeq, a predicted model, not a curated record
AAUAGAGGUUAUAUGAAGUUUAGUAGCCCACUUGAAGUCUUGAAAGUUUUUUCGCAUGUCAAUAUUUGUUAUAGAGUAACAGAAAUUAAUGGUCAAAAUAAUUUGAAUUGGGGUUUAUCCUAUUACACAGGUAAUAGAAGUGGGUGCGGUGACGAAACCUCCAUUAUUGAUCAUCUUGAUAGGUUCCCCAAAAAUGACCAUCGGAUCAAGCGUCGUUGUUCCCAGAAACUUCAGGUUGCUAGAAGAACUUGAACGUGGUGAAAAAGGGAUUGGAGAUGGGAGCGUCAGCUAUGGGAUGGAUGAAGGUGAUGACAUCUACAUGCGUUCUUGGACGGGUACUAUAAUUGGUCCUCACAAUAGUGUACAUGAAGGCCGAAUAUAUCAGUUGAAGCUCUUUUGUGACAAGGAUUAUCCAGAGAAACCUCCAACUGUUCGCUUCCACACACGGAUUAAUAUGACUUGCGUGAAUGCAGAGACCGGAUUGGUUGAACCGACAAAGUUUGGGAUGCUGGCGAAUUGGCAGAGAGAGUUUACUAUGGAGGACAUUCUGACUCAGCUGAGGAAAGAAAUGGCUGCACCUCACAACCGAAAACUUGUUCAACCUGCAGAAGGAACUUGUUUCUAGCUGACCUUCCAAGCUGAAAAUUCUUAAAAGGGCAGAAGUCUGAAGGGUCUUAAUAGAUUUAUAUAAUCAGUAUGUAGUUAAAUUAUUUAUGCCGUUGAUAUGGAAUUCUUGGAAGGAAAAAGUGCUUGCAUAUUCAUAUUGUUGAAUGUUGAGUAAAGUUUUACAAUGUGAUUAUGUAAGACAUAUUUAUAACAAUAAAUUGGGACUCUGUAACAUGGAAAGCCUUGUUGGCUGAACCAUGGUCUAUGCUAUUACAACAUCAUAUGCCCUUGGGAUGUAUCCCCGGUUUUUUUUUUUUUUUUUUUUACCGAGUCCCAAACCAACCUUCAAGUUGA